AAACCAAUAACAUUAAAUAAAAUUUAUUAAAUGGGAGAGAAGAGGAUUGAAAAAUAUUUAUUUAAUAUCAAUCAUAAGAUUGGAGAAGCUUCUUAUGCCACCGUUUUUAAAGGUAUCAAUGAAAAAACUGGGGAGAAUGUAGCAAUAAAAAUGAAAUUAUUUUCUUUCUAUUUGGAAAACUGCCUUUUAUGAUUUUUCUAUUGCUAUACUAAUUUUUAUUAUUUAUACAAUCCAAGAAG
Molecule: messenger RNA, 239 nt
Organism: Paramecium sonneborni
Lineage: Eukaryota; Ciliophora; Oligohymenophorea; Peniculida; Parameciidae
Source: the annotation of a GenBank genome assembly